This is a messenger RNA of Echinococcus granulosus, 3027 nucleotides long. RefSeq names its product Protein transport protein Sec24C. Gene Ontology annotation, biological process: COPII-coated vesicle cargo loading; endoplasmic reticulum to Golgi vesicle-mediated transport; intracellular protein transport. NCBI's taxonomy places the organism in Eukaryota, Metazoa, Platyhelminthes, Cestoda, Cyclophyllidea, Taeniidae. The coding region runs from base 1 to 3027 and encodes 1008 amino acids. Gene Ontology annotation, molecular function: zinc ion binding; SNARE binding. The record is from RefSeq and is a predicted model, not a curated record. The transcript has 11 exons. Gene Ontology annotation, cellular component: COPII vesicle coat; endoplasmic reticulum exit site.
AUGCCAGGCAGUCCGGCGAAGAUGCUUCCCCCAAUGCAACCCAUGCAGCAGCAACCACAGCUGCAGUCAAAUAACCAGAGCAGCUACCCGGCCUAUAUGUACCCUCAAUCUGCUGCCGAACCCACGCUUUUACCAAAAAGUCAUUCCACAAAUGGUCCGCCCGUUCCCUCAGUACCCUACCAAAACAUAGAUGACGCCGUCCUAGCAAAUCAGGUUGGAGCCCUAAACUUGGGCCACUCAGACAACACCUAUGCCGGUAGUUAUGCGGCACCACCCCAGCAAUAUAUGAUGAACAAAUACUCUCAACCGAUGCCGUACAACAAUAACCCCCACUCAAUGCCGCCGGGGAUGGCUAGUCCCCCUCCGAUGUCGCCACCGACGAUGGUUAAUUCCCCUCUAAUGCCGCCAUCGGCUUCUCUACAGCCUAAGUACCCGGCGCCACAGUAUGUCCAGCAAGUGCAGCCUACCCCAAUACAACCACAGCCGUUGUAUCGGGGCGGUUAUCCACCGGUGGGAAUGAUGCCACCAACACCACCAGCUCCACAACCCGCUAUGCCCCAGAAAACGCAGUCGGCUCGAGCGAUGGCGGAUAGUAUGCCAAAUGCUAUUGAGGUGAUUGAGAAUGAUCGAGCUCAACGCGGUGCCGCCUCAGGAGUGGUCUUCCAGACUGGUGCGACAGGCGUAGCCCCGCCACUCUCCACCACGGACUUUGUUUGCCGCGACGAGGGCAAUUGUAACCCGCGUUUUGUACGCUCAUCCCUCUACAACGUGCCAACAACAGCGGAUCUGCAAAAACAGGUCGGUUUACCCUUUGUCCUCAGUAUCCAGCCCUUCGCACACCUUCAUCCAGACGACCAACCCCUCGUGCUCACUGACAUGGGCCCACAGGGUCCUGUCCGUUGCGCCCGAUGCAAGGCCUACAUGUGCCCCUUCUUCGUGUUCAUUGACGGAGGACGUCGUUUCCAGUGCAGCCUCUGCGGAGCGUCCACAACAGUAGCGCAGGAAUACUUUGCUCACUUGGAUCACACAGGUCGUCGAAUUGACGCCUUUCAACGCCCCGAACUUUGCCUCGGCUCCUACGAGGUGGUUGCCACAGCGGAGUACUGUCGUGACAACACACUGCCUUUACCGCCAGUCUACAUCUUCCUGUUGGAUGUGUCAGCUGCCUCAGUGAGAUCGGGAUUGGUCAAUCUCUUCUGCUCCCGAUUCAUCACCGACAUUCUACCACACCUGCCGAGAGACAAGCAAGAUAUAGCUACCGGCACAGUGACGGAAAGCAGCUCAACACCAAUCUCUAUCGGUUUCAUCACUUACGAUAGUCAGUUACACUUCUACAACUUCGUUCGGGUCAACCCGACAGAUACCAAUUCAACGGCUCUACUAAAGGCGCACAUGAAUGUGGUUGCAGACACUGUGGAAGUUUUCGUCCCUUCUCUGGAGGGCUUUUUAGUGGAACCCAAUGCAGCUGCCCUGACUCAUCUGCUUAGCACUAUUCCGGGUCAGUUUGCGCAGCUGCAGAACGCUGCAGCCAGCGCCAAUCUCCCAACACCGGAACCGAUCCUCGGGCCUGCGGUGCAGGCUGGUCUGGAAGUUCUAAAAGCUGCGAAUCGGUGCGGAAAACUCUUCAUCAUGCAUUCGUCGCUGCCUACUGCUGAUGCACCGGGAAAGCUGAAAUUCAGGGAGGAUAGACAUCUUAUUGGGACGGAUAAGGAGAAGACUCUGCUUCAGCCGGCCACCGACUACUACACCAAACUGGGAAAGGAAUGCGUGGAGGCAGGCGCUAGUGUUGAUCUCUUUCUUUUCCCCAACUCUUUUAUCGAUGUCGCCACCAUCAGUGAGGUGCCCAAGCUCACUUCGGGCAACCUCUUCAAAUACUCAUACUUCCAGGCCGAUCUGCAAGGUGAUCAGUUUAUUGCAGAUCUGCGAAAUGCUGUGGGAUUGCCGGAAGCCUUCAAUGCUGUUAUGCGAGUUCGCACCAGCACGGGAACGCGACCCUUUGAAACGCUGGGCAAUAUUAAUUUGCCCAACGCAACAGAUGUAGAGUUUGCGACUUUGGAUGCUAACCAGACGGUGGUAUGUGAGAUCAAGUAUGAUGAUAAACUGAGUGAGAAUGACUUCGUCUUCAUUCAGGUGGCAGUGCUUUACACCUCCGUAGGCGGUCACCGUCGCUUGCGCAUUCACAACCUCUCCCUGGCCACCUCGUCAACGCCUGCGGAUAUUUUCCGUCUCGCUGAUCUCGACACCCUUCUCACGUGGCACGCGCGUCUGGCGGUGCAACACGCCCCCGUCAGUCGCACUCCCUCCACCGCUCUGACUGAGGUCACUGCCGCGGUGGCUACGGCACUCGCUGGCUACCGCCACCUGUGCACCAAUUCGAGUGGCGGUGGCCCGGGCGGCGUUGGCGCCAGUCCCGGUGAACUGGUGCUGCCCGAGACCAUCAAACUGAUGCCACUCUACGCUCAGUGUCUGAUCAAGACGGAUGCCAUCAAAUCAGCAAAGAACACCUCCAUCGAUGAUCGUGCCUACCUCCUCUUCCUGCUGAACUCAAUGAGUCCCAAGGCGACGAACAACUUUGUUUAUCCACGAGUUUACCCUCUUCACGAGGUAGUUCCAGAAACGGCUGGCAAUGAGUUGCCCACACCGAUCCGCUGCUCAUACGAGCGUCUUGAUCCGGAAGGUGUUUACUUCGUCGAGAACGGCGUUUACGCCUUUCUAUGGUGCGGUCUCCAGGUGAAUCCUAUGUGGAUUCAGCGGGUAUUCGGUGUCACCGAUGUCCACGUGCUACAACCUGAAAAGGCUACUUUAACCGAGUUGGACAAUCCCCUCUCAAAGUGCAUUUGCCGUCUGGUGCUUCCAGUGCUUUCUCAGUUCACCCACUUUCCUCGGUUACGCGUUAUUCGUCAGAACGAACUAUCCGAGGCCUGGAUUCGCCGCCUCAUGUAUGAGGAUCGUGACGACUGUGGAAAUGCCACCUACGUGGAAUAUCUCUGUCAUGUGCACAAGGAGGUUCGAGCCCUUCUCAAGUAG